AUGGAUGGGAGUAGCACAGUCUCCAACUCGUCCGUGACUGGGGGCCCCAGCUGUAACUCCUCUGAAGAGUACAAGUUCACAGUCUAUGCAGUGGUCUACAGUCUAGUCUUCAUCUUUGGGCUGCUGAGCAACAUGGCUGCUCUCUACGUCUUUGUCUGCCUUUCUAAAAAGAACAGAGUUUCUACUAUCUUUCUUAUCAACCUGGCAAUCUCCGACCUCAUCUUCAUCCUCAGCCUGCCUCUCCGGAUUGCCUACAAUGUGUCCCAGGCCGUGUCCGCUUCAGAGCCUGGGCCACUGCUGGGGCUUGCCUGUCGGGUCUCCACCUACCUGUUCUACAUCAGCAUGUACUGCAGCAUCCUCUUCCUCACCGGCCUUAGUGUGUGCCGCUACCUGGUCCUGGCGGGCCACAUCCACCUCCAGAACCGACGCGUCUGCUGGUGGGUGCGGCUGGUGUGUCUGGCCGUGUGGGUGUUGGUGGUUGGUGGAAACAUCACCCAGAUAGCGGUCAUCUCAGGGUUCAAGAUCAAAGUGCAGGGGUGCUUUGAACCCCGGGCAUCAGACUCCUGGGGUGUGCUGUACCAGAUCAACAUUUACACCCUGGUCCUGGCCUUCGUGGUUCCACUGCUCACCGUUCUGACCUGCUACGCCCUCAUGAUCCGCCACAUCCUGGGGAUGCAAAGGGGCCACCGCAGGCGUGACGCGGCGCUGAUCUGCCUGGUCCUGACCGUGUUCUGCGUGUGCUUCCUGCCCUAUCAUGUACAGCGCACGCUGCACCUGUAUUAUGUGAUCCGCCCUGGGGCGACCUGCCAGUUCCUUUCCACCCUGCAAAAGUCUGUAGUGGUGACCCUCUGCUUCGCUGCGGCCAACAGCUGUCUGGACCCUCUCAUCUUUGUGUUUGUGGGCCAUGGUUUCAUCCCAGCACUGAGGACUAUGGUCAGAAGCUGCAAAUCAGGCCCUUCCUGCUCCAACCCUCCAAGGCCAUCCACGCCACUGGUUACUAACCACCUCCUGGUGAACACGACAGAAGUGUAG
This is a messenger RNA of Megalops cyprinoides (Indo-Pacific tarpon), 1032 nucleotides long. RefSeq names its product lysophosphatidic acid receptor 6-like. Bases 1 to 1032 code for a protein of 343 amino acids. Gene Ontology annotation, molecular function: G protein-coupled receptor activity. The record is from RefSeq and is a predicted model, not a curated record. NCBI's taxonomy places the organism in Eukaryota, Metazoa, Chordata, Actinopteri, Elopiformes, Megalopidae. The transcript has a single exon. Gene Ontology annotation, cellular component: plasma membrane. Gene Ontology annotation, biological process: G protein-coupled receptor signaling pathway.